GUGGCCGCAAAAGCUUGUGAAUUUGUUUUAACACUGAUGAAGUUGUUAGAUGUUAACGAGAUAGAUGUGCAAAACAUUUUACUGCUGCAUUAUAUGCAAAUUCCUGUUCGUACUUAUUGCUUCGUGUAAAACCAAAUUUAAAAUAAUUUUUUCACAUAAGCGUUGUGAUUGAGCAGAACUUAGAUUUACUCUAUAUUUUUUAGUUAGUUUGAACUACAAAAAGGUGUUGCGCUGGCUCGGCUGAGACGUUGUACCCACGCGGUCGAUUCUUGUUAUUGGUACAACUCGUCAGCCAGCCAGCGAGUGAGAAUAAAGUUUUAAUUUAUUGAAGCUAUUAAUGUGCGGAAAAAGACAACAAUCAGCAGGCUGGUGCUUCGAAAAUGGUAAUGUGACGGACUGACCCGAGAUGCUCAAUAUAAAAAGCUUUGGAGGCAGGUUAAGAGCAACAAUUACACUUUUGAUUUGGUAGAUCACGCAGUAGACGCAUUAACUGUGAACAGAAAAUGAAACUAUUUUGUAUUUUAAUGAUCGGCAUUUUGGCUGCGGGCGCGCAGGCACGUAGUGAUAAAUAUUUUGGUGCGAAAUACCAUGUGCCAACAAAAGCAACAACACGCCAGCAAACAGCAAAAACAACAACCAGCAAAACAAACUUCCCGCAGCGACAAACAAUGGACGUUUACAAAUAUCCGAACAGCAUUGCCGCCGGCCAUCGCAGUAAUGCUGGACCAAAUGUGCCGAUCUUGCGUAAUGAUCAAGAAAUGAGAAAGGACGGCCGCUAUCACUAUCAAUACGAAACGGGCAAUGGCAUUAGUGGCAUGGAGCAGGGGACCGCUGGUGUUGCAAUCAAAGGCGUCUCCAGCUAUGUCUCACCCGAAGGUGUUGAAAUCAAGCUAUCCUACACGGCGGAUGAAACCGGCUAUCAUCCGGUGGGCGAUCACAUUCCCAAGACACCCGAAUAUGUGUUGCGCGCUCUCGAAUAUAUACGCACACACCCCUUCAAGGUGAUAAAGGCCGGCGAUGUGCACCCACGACUGUCCACUGAGAUAGCGCCACCAUUACUUACCCCCAACAACUCGCGAAAUUUCAACUACAAGUCGAGCAGCUUCAAUAGCAAAAGCGCUGCGACGAAGCGUCCGAGUCAACGGAAUGCUAGUCGCAACGAUGUAAGGCGUCGUUUUUGAAGAGUGUCUGUUUUACGUCUACUGUAAAACGAAUCUCAUUCUCUGAUGUAGCGUAGAUAAGAGGAAAAUGUAUUAUAAUUUAUUUUUAAUGAAUUUAACGAAUUCCAUAUCCAUUACUUAGCUGACAGACCAAUGCACUCAUUUCUAGUUAAUUACAAUCGCACAACACUGUUAUAGUAUAUUCGUAUGUAUAAAAUAUACAAACUGGUUAAAAAAA
This is a messenger RNA of Bactrocera oleae (olive fruit fly), 1398 nucleotides long. It is a transcript of the gene Pcp, whose product is annotated as Pupal cuticle protein. Gene Ontology annotation, cellular component: chitin-based extracellular matrix. NCBI's taxonomy places the organism in Eukaryota, Metazoa, Arthropoda, Insecta, Diptera, Tephritidae. The record is from RefSeq and is a predicted model, not a curated record. Gene Ontology annotation, molecular function: structural constituent of chitin-based larval cuticle.